ACGCCUCGCCUCCCAGGCGAUGUUCGAUGUCGCCCGACCGUCAGAUCCAGAUCGCCCAGUCCUGAGAACAAGUUUCGUCUGUGUCUCUGCUCUCAGCUUCUUUUCUGUCUCUGUUCCCUCGAUUCCUUCCUUUGCUUGUCUCAGUUGCCUUCCUUUUAGGAGAAGCACUGGACGAGGCUUGAACGCGCCCUGUCUCUCGCCUCUCCAUCUGCUUCCUUUGCUUUCUUUUCUGGUUGCCUCUUCUCUCCGCUUGCACGCGGCGGUUGUCGCCGGCUCUGUCCUCUCACGCGUCACUUCCGCAGUCCCUCAAACGGCAAGGUCUGUUUGCCUUGUGGGAGACCACCAUGGCGCGCAACUUGUCUUUGCGAAUGGCUUUCGUCUCCUCGCUCUUCUGCGACAGAGGCGCGUCUGUCGCUGUCUCCGCCGAGAGUCGCUCCUCCUGCCUCGCUCUCGUCUGCUGUGUGUCUCACACCCUCGAGCUCUGCCUCCGACGGCGCGACUCUCCCAUGCCACCGGUUUCAAAACGCAGACAAAGGUCUGCACUUUUUCGAUGAAACGAGCAACGAUUGCGUAUUUUCCCUGUGCAUUCCGUUUGGACUGCGAGAACCAGACGCAAAAAACAACGUCUGCUCUGCGUAAAGGAUGCCAACUGUUUCGUCUCUCUUUGUCUUCCUUCCGUCUUCGCGAACGCGGACUCCUGCUUCUGCGGUCGCUUCACGAGAUGAAAAAAGUCGCGUUCGAACAGAGACGCAAGCCGGCAGAAACCGGAGAAAGAACGACCAGCGACGAGAAGCGACAAAGCGAGAGGAGAGAACGAAGUCACAAGAGAAAGAAGAGAGGAGCAAAACCGCAGCGGGAGAAGUACGAAGAAACAGGGGAGAACGGACACAAAGAAGUCAGAGGAGAGAGGAGGAGGACAGCGGGGAAACAAGACGACACAGAGAUCGGAGAAAGGCAGACGUUCGCUAGUCAGUGAAAGCAAGUUCAGAGAGAAGAAGCAGAUUCUCGGACGAGACAGAAACCAAUGUUCUCUCACAAGAAGCAGCGACUGUCUGCCACACAAACAUCCUCAGCAAAUGUGCAGGAAAAAAACCGAUUAACGUACACGGUGUUCUUUUG
Toxoplasma gondii ME49 is the source of this 1119-nucleotide messenger RNA. RefSeq lists its product as hypothetical. The record is from RefSeq and is a predicted model, not a curated record. Lineage: Eukaryota; Apicomplexa; Conoidasida; Eucoccidiorida; Sarcocystidae. The coding region runs from base 20 to 976 and encodes 318 amino acids. The transcript has a single exon.